Homalodisca vitripennis (glassy-winged sharpshooter) is the source of this 1414-nucleotide messenger RNA. RefSeq lists its product as uncharacterized. The record is from RefSeq and is a predicted model, not a curated record. The transcript is spliced from 4 exons. Lineage: Eukaryota; Metazoa; Arthropoda; Insecta; Hemiptera; Cicadellidae. Bases 179 to 1189 code for a protein of 336 amino acids.
AUUAGUAUGAAUUGUUUUGGUGGUAUUAUUAGUUUUCAAAAUUGUUGAAUUACUUAUUGGUAAUUAUUGUGACUUUUCGUAAUCUCGAUUUUGGGGCAAAAAUCGGAACUAGUAUAAAAAACGUCUGGUAGCAAGCUAGUCUUAUUGUGAAUGGUUCAAUCACUACAUCGAUUUUUCGAUGGGACUCGCCGAGUAUUUUAACGAUUGCUGUGACUGUCUUAGUAAAUUUUGCUACGCUUGCGCCACAUUUAUUUAUUCUGUGUCUUUAUGUGCUAUCAGCUGUAUGUGUUUUGGUAUGGCGCUGGGAUUUCUGUUAUUCAUAAUUUACUACGUAUCAUUUUACCCAACAACACCUUCCGCAGUUUUAGAACACACAGGCAUGUAUGAGUAUGUACAUGAAAAUCCUGAAUUAAAGAGAAGCGUUAAUUACAAUUAUGAUGAGCCAGACUUCAAUGAUCAGUACUAUGAUGAUUCAGAACCAGGAAGUGAUUACUUGUUCAGGAGCAAGAGGAACUUAACUACUCCAGAUCCUGUGAUUACCUCAACUGUCAGCCCAACCACUCCAAGCUCUGGACAAUCCAGUUCCAGCACCAGCUCUGACAAUGUCCAGUUCACAGCAUCCUCUAAUGCAACAAGCCAAGAGUCUACCACAGACUUUGGUGGAGACUCCGAUCAAAAUGCCACCACUAAAAAACACAAGUCGUUAUUCGGGCACACAACGACCACCUCAGCGCCAGAGGUGACAGAGUACGACCCAGACUUCCACCUCGCGAACAUCAUCAUGGACUCGGUAUACACCUACUCUGAGACAGCCAACAUCAAAGCGACUCUAGGGCUGUGUCGGCAGGCCGCUGAUGUACAGGUGGGCGAGUACACGGCUAACCUCUUCCCUGCCGAUGAGGCCAACGAAAUACUCAAUUGUAUCAAUGACUUGUUACACAAUCAGACCAAGAAACAGCUGUGUAUACAGCUAGACGAGGAGAUGAACGCGUACUUAAAGUGGCUUAUACUGACCGGCGAGCCCAGGGAGAAGCACAAGCCUAUCAACAUAGGUCCUCAACCCGACACUUUCCUGUUCCCUACAUCGGAGUGCGGCAAGCAACCUCCGCUUGACCAGCCGCCGUGUUUGGUGGAAAACGGGUUCCGUAAACAUUUGGAGAGGCGAUUUGACAAACAGGAAUUUGAUUAGGUGUUUCCAUUUAUUAAAAAAAUGUUGAAAGCAGACGGCUCUUCAUCAAAUCUGUUUAUCAAUUGCAUAAUUAGUGUAAUAAAAUUUGCAUACCAUUAUUAUAUCUUCGCAUUAUGUAGGGAGGUGGCAAUAAAGUAACUAAGAUGUAAUGCACAUUACGUCAUAUAAAAUUCAAUGUACAUUUGGAAUUCGCUCAAAAUAAAUUAUUUUAAUUUUUAGACGUAA